Messenger RNA from Colletotrichum higginsianum IMI 349063, 1440 nucleotides. Its product is annotated as Chloroperoxidase. NCBI's taxonomy places the organism in Eukaryota, Fungi, Ascomycota, Sordariomycetes, Glomerellales, Glomerellaceae. The transcript is spliced from 3 exons. The record is from RefSeq and is a predicted model, not a curated record. Bases 1 to 1440 code for a protein of 479 amino acids.
AUGGCUCCUCCCGUCACCGUUUUCGAGAACCCAUGGGCAAAGGAGAAGCCCAAAAUUUUGCUUCAGGCCGCUGCUGCUAGGCACAUUGAUAUCGUAGAGAUAUUCCUGAAGCUUCUCCCAUACUUUAAACAAGAUGGGCAAGGCAACAUUCAUGACGAAGCUCUGACACUCUCGGAAUGGCGGUACAUAUGCUACCUUCGGUUCCUCGACUUCAGCGGAGAAUCGCCGAAUGAUUUCCCGCCGCCAUGGGACGUUGCGAUUAUCUGGUACUGCCAUCUUCUAUCACCCACAAGAUUCCACCGCCAUUUAUGGGACGGCAAGCACAGGGCUUAUGGGUUGAACCAUCACCAGUUUCCCGCUACCCGGCUGUUGGCCCUUAUCAACUCUGGCGGGUGGUCCGACAAGAAGGCCGAGAAGAAAUGGCAAUUUUUCAACAGGAAGAAGCUCGGCCCGGAGCUUCCCUAUCAAUUGUGGCGAUAUCCCCCUUGGGAAGUCAGAAGGCGUUCGAGCAUACUCUCCAUGCUGUCUACCUCGAAGCCGAACAGCCAAAUCGGAGAAGAACCUCCCAUCGUCAUGUACAACCUCAAUGGGACGCUCUGCAGACCUCUCUGGAAAGACAGGUGGAGUCUGUCUGACUGGAGCGAGGUCAGGACCGGCAGGAGAUUGGAGACGUGCUUGUACGUGGUCGUACACCGCAGGUUCGGGGAGCAGUGCGAGUUGACCAUUUGGCCGGAUCUCCGGGACCUCCGGGCCACGCUGGACCGGCAGAUCGCGUUCUGGAAAGCCGCAAUCCACGCGCGAGAUACGCAAAAGGACUUUGAUACCAUCGUCGGCGAGUCUGUCGAGGAUUACGAGCGGUUCAUCAAGCUACUCGCACGACCGCCAGACAAGCCUUCCGCUGCCAGCAACUUGGCGCUCGACAUGGACACGCUCUACCGCGACGAGGAGAGGGCCAGAUACUCCGGCAACCGCGAGUUCGUGCCCCCCAAUCUGGUCGUCGACCUGCUCUGGCACACGCACCGGCUGUACCCCGCCAGCUACUGGACCUGGAGUUUCGCCGUCACCCGGAGGCUCAUCGACUACGAGCCAUCGACCUCGGCCACGGCGGCGAGGAGAACCCUCGCGGAAACUCGGCUCGAGUGGAGGAAGAAGUACCACGAGGAUUGCCCCGAGUACGCCACCAUGGACGAUGCGGGUAUGGGAGACUACAUCGCCGACGCCGCGGUGGUCCCGGCGGGCCAUUCGGCGCGGGUCAAGGCGAAGUGGAUCCUCGGUGGCCUGAACCCGGUGAAAGGGAGGAAUCGGUACACAAAGGGAGUCUAUUGUGUCUACGAUGGCAUAUACGUCCCGUUCGAAGGGUCUGCCUGCAGUGGCGACGGCGGCGGCGGUGGUGGCGGUGAUGGUGGUUGUGGUGGUGACGGCGGCGGCGGGGGUGAAUGA